UAGACUGGCGUACGCAGUCCUUUCAUUUGCCAUUUAAUAUUUAGUUACCUAGUCGUUCAGAAGUGACAAGUUCGGCAUUAUGGUGGUAAAAGUCGUCAUUAUAUUAUUUGGAAUUUCCGCGGUUUUAUGUCGCCAUGUUCAAUUUUAUAGAAAAGAUUACAUUUAUUUUAAACAGUUCGAUGCAUUUUAUACGCUCCAUUUUGAAAAUAGUCUUUUGAAUUGGAAUUCCGCAUUUUAUGGAUGUGAAGAAGAAGGCUCUAAACUGUUUUAUCCUGAAACAGCAGAUGAGUGGAAUGUUGUAAAUGAUCUAAUGCAAGCUAAGAAUCUUUCGGAAAGCGACGUUCCUCAAAUAUACGUUGGAAUUCAGAAUGAAGGCGUUGAAGAGUUUCUUACUGUGGAUGGUAAAACUACUCCUUUUCCAUUAUCAGGCUACAAAGAACACCUAAGUAGACAUUUGUGUUCUACUAUGGAUACACAGACUGGAGAAAUGUCUAUUGAAAACUGUACAAACAACCAUCCUGAAUAUAUCACAGCAUAUGUCUGUAAAAAAGUUGAAGAUGCAUCAUGUCCAACCAUUGACAGUGGAUACAGGUAUAUGAAGGAAAAUAAAAAGUGCUACAAAGUCAAUAAGAACAGUAAAACCUGGCAUGGAGCUCUGAACACCUGUGAGAUGGAAGGUGGCCUUUUGGUUGUAAUUGAAAACAAAAUGGAAGCGAUGUUAUUAAAAACAUUAUUGGAAAAAGAUACUAAAUAUCAUGCUGGUUUUAGAAUGAUUCCUCCGACUACAGAAUACUAUACUUUAAAAGGAUCAAACGUGAAAGAUAGUUUUUGGGAAUGGAGAUCUUACAAUUCUGAAAUUCAUCCGUGUGGUGCUGUUAUCAGUAUCGGAAACGACUAUUUAUAUCACACGGAUCUGAACUGCGAAGACAUGCAACCAUUCGUUUGCGAAAUGGAAGUAGGAAUUUAAAUGUAAUCUUGUACAAUAUAUAAGUAGUAUAAAUGCAAUAACAUUGUAGGUAUACAAUUUUAUUACCUAUUAAUAUAAACUGAAUCUUAUAAUGUUCA
Molecule: messenger RNA, 1065 nt
Organism: Plodia interpunctella (Indianmeal moth)
Lineage: Eukaryota; Metazoa; Arthropoda; Insecta; Lepidoptera; Pyralidae
Product: secretory phospholipase A2 receptor-like
Exons: 5
Coding region: 80-967 (295 amino acids)
Source: RefSeq, a predicted model, not a curated record